AUGGCGUCCGCUACCGAUUCCCGCUAUGGGCAGAAGGAAUCCUCGGACCAGAACUUUGACUACAUGUUCAAGAUCCUGAUCAUCGGCAACAGCAGCGUGGGGAAAACCUCCUUCCUCUUCCGGUACGCCGACGACUCCUUCACGCCUGCCUUCGUCAGCACCGUCGGCAUCGACUUCAAGGUCAAGACCAUCUACCGGAAUGACAAGCGCAUCAAGCUGCAGAUCUGGGACACAGCCGGCCAGGAGCGGUACCGCACCAUCACCACCGCCUACUACCGCGGCGCCAUGGGCUUCAUCCUGAUGUACGACAUCACCAACGAGGAGUCCUUCAACGCUGUGCAGGACUGGUCCACCCAGAUCAAGACCUACUCCUGGGACAACGCCCAGGUCCUGCUGGUGGGGAACAAAUGUGACAUGGAGGACGAGCGCGUCGUCUCCUCGGAGAAGGGCCGCCAGCUCGCCGAGCACCUGGGUUUUGAGUUUUUCGAGGCCAGCGCCAAGGACAACAUCAACGUCAAGCAGACCUUCGAGCGGCUGUACCGUGCUUCUGUGGAGACUGUGAAUAAGUGGAUAUUCCUGUAG
Nipponia nippon (crested ibis) is the source of this 582-nucleotide messenger RNA. Lineage: Eukaryota; Metazoa; Chordata; Aves; Pelecaniformes; Threskiornithidae. The record is from RefSeq and is a predicted model, not a curated record.